CUCAGAAUGCCAACUAGUCUCAAAUCAAUCAUUCGCACUCAUAUAUCCUCACAACAUUUAUAGUCAUUUCGGAGCACAUUGUCAUGUAAGACAAAUAUGCACGUCACCUAUUUUAUCUACAAACCCAAAGAAAGAAAGAUAAAUAUAUUUGGAUUAUUUUAAAGGAAGAACCGCCGGUAAGCGACCUGCAACUAUAUGAACAGCCAGAAUGACGUCUGUGGAAUUCAGAACUCAUCAUAAGUCCAAAAACCGCGGGAAUGAUUGUAUUAAUCAUUGGCAGAUGAAGGUAACUGACAACAGACAGUCGCACGCGGACGGGCCGCUCUCUGAUGGCGCCGGAACCAGAUUCAGUGCAUGGACACCUGUGACGAACAAAGCAUGUAACCAACAGCUCUUUCAGGAAAGAACAACUCUCAUCCUCCACUGGUUUGACCUGUGGACAGAUAGACAGAGGAAGGAAUUUAUCAGUCAGCUCCUGAGAAGAUGUUCCAAAUCCCAACUCAAGUUCACCAGUGACUGUUUAUCAGAAGCAGUCCCCAUCACUCAAAUGGACUUCACAGCUGUGCUGCCUCGCUUUUUGUCUCUGUACAUUAUGUCAUUUCUCAGUCCUCGAGAUAUCUGUGCUGCAGCACAGGUGUGCUGGCACUGGAGGUUUUUGGCGGAGCAGGACUGCCUGUGGUCUCCAAAGUGCAUUCGACUGGGCUGGUUUCUUCCCUACAGUCCAUCAGACAAUGAGUAUGGGGCCUGGAAAAGGCAUUAUGUAGCCUGUGCCGCCAGUUUGGAUAUUCUGACUCCACGGGAAGCUGCAGAUAUCUAUGGUACCUUGAAUGAGAGUUUAACUGCACCAGAUGAGCAGGAGGAGCUAUGGAGAGAGCACAUGAUAAGACAAACUAUCAGAGAGAAGAUAGCAGAGCAUAAAAAGGCUGCCUUGAAGACCAGGAGAGCGUGGUUAAACCCCAGUAAAUUGGGCACAUCAGUCACCGGAACCAUUCAGAAGCAUCCAUUGAGUCUUACUGCUGCUCUUCUUCAUAUAGGGGAAGAGUGUCGAUUGAAAAAAUCACUUUCUAGUGUGGAAACACAGUUUGGUUUGACCAUAAAAAGUACUCUUGAGAACACAUAUGCCACCAGUUUAGUGAGAACUCCAUCUAUGAGAUUUCCUUACAGUUCACUCUUCAACCGACCUGCCAGGUCCAAGUAUUGUCCUCUUCCACACUUCUUACUUGUGUCAUCCAAAGUUCCUGGAUAUGAAUUGCUGCUGGCUGCUGUGCAAGUGUCUGUGCUGGUUUUACCAUAUGACUCACAAGGAAUUACAUUGGAGGCUUUGCUCUUUCUUGUGGAAAGGGCACUCCAGGGCAAGAUUAUACAAAGUGUUGGCAUCCUAGCAGAAGGAAGCACAGAUGAGAUAAAUCUCACAGAAGGACUUAGUAUCACUGAGAAGACAGUGCUGAAGCCAUGUGUAAGGGAGUUCUGGGAAAAACUGUGUGGCUGGGUAGUUCCUGCUUCAGAGGGAGGCAGUCUCAACAUCUUUGCUCCCCUUGCUGCUUCAGUUUCAGGGAGGGCGCUGAUGAGGAAUCUGUCUGCUAUGACUGGUCUGAAUGUCAGAGCUCCCACAGGGAUCUGUACAGGCUCCUACCAGCACAUUCUUAGUGAGUGGUCCGGGACAGGUGAGUUUCCUCCAUUGGUGUAUCUGCAUGAGACCCUUCUCCUGAGCUGGUGCCGGCAGGCAGAGUGGAUAGAGGAAGCCUGUAAACAACUGCAGAAACAGCUUGGACCGCAGAUGCACUUUCUGUGUCGAGAGAUCAGGGGUCGUAUUCUAGGUCUGCUGCUGUGGGACCAUAUAAAGAUGCCUGUCAUCUCCCUUAAAUCUGAGGUCAUACAAUGUUUGAUUCAGGGGCUAGUGGCACUGAUGAACGAGUCUCCAGAUGACCCCUUGGAGUUUUUGGGACACUUUUUACAAAGAUCUGUCAAGGGUGGUUUGAAGAAUACUGACCCGUGGUUUCUCACAGAAAGCACUUCAUCUUAUAUCAUUAACCCCAUUGCAGAGUCUACAAGGGGCUUGAUGAGUGAUGCAGAUGGGCGCAGUACUGUGUGCAAAGAGCUUUUGAAUAGUGAGAGAAAUUUUGUGAGGCAGCUUCAGGCAGUGGCCACAGUUUACUACAGUCCUCUAAGAGCUGCACUGGACUCCAACCGCGCCAUUAUCAGCUCUGUCAGUCUCAUUACAAUCUUCUGCCCUCUGCUGGACAUUUUGGAGGCAAACAAUCUUUUUCUAAAGGAGCUUACUGAGAGGUGGGAAGAAUGGGGUCCACAGCAGUGUGUGGGUGAUGUUUGUGUCAAGUUCUGCACCAAACUACGGGCAUACACUAACUUCUUCAACAACUAUCAUACCAUUCUCAGAACCAUAGACAAGUGCAGAGAGAUGCUUCCAGUAUUCCGAACCUUUCUGAAGAGACACGACAGGACCCUUGCUACCAGAAUGCUGAGUCUUCAGGAGCUGUUACUUGCCCCAUCUGCACGGGUGGAGGAGUAUGUGACAUUGCUUCAGGCUAUAAUGCUACACACACCACCUGAGCACCCCGACUACACACAGUUAUCAUCUGCACUCAACACACUGAUGACUUACAGGAGUUUCAUCCAUAAGUUGAAAAGGAGCCUGAAUAAAGACUUGAGAAUCCUGGAAGCACAGAGCACAAUUCAAAGCUGCCCAAAUUUGUUGGAGGGGAGCAGAUACUUGAUCACCACACAGGAUGUGGCAUUACUGACAUGUCUAAAUGGAGACAUUGCUGCCUCUCUCAGGAUGUAUGAGCAUGUGAGUGACCUGGGAUUGUUUCUGUUUAAUGAUGCUCUUGUACUGACUGAGAGAAGUGUCUCAAAUGCACCAUUUUGUCUGGCAGUGAACACGACUCACACCUUUCUGGCCUCCAUUGCUCUGCAUUGUCUAAAUGUUUUGGAAAUCACAGAUACAAAGUAUGUUCAGAAUGCUUUUCAGCUGGAGAGCCCAAAGCGUCAAUGGAGUUGUGCUACAGAUAGGGAAGAAGACAAGAUAAGGCUACUGUCUGCUUUACGCAGUGCUAUAAAUGCUGCUAUUACGCGUAACUAAAGAUGCACAUGGC
Molecule: messenger RNA, 3110 nt
Organism: Xyrauchen texanus (razorback sucker)
Lineage: Eukaryota; Metazoa; Chordata; Actinopteri; Cypriniformes; Catostomidae
Product: epithelial cell-transforming sequence 2 oncogene-like
Exons: 21
Coding region: 209-3097 (962 amino acids)
Molecular function (GO): protein binding; guanyl-nucleotide exchange factor activity
Source: RefSeq, a predicted model, not a curated record